Messenger RNA from Plasmodium vivax (malaria parasite P. vivax), 4965 nucleotides. RefSeq lists its product as hypothetical. The coding region runs from base 1 to 4965 and encodes 1654 amino acids. NCBI's taxonomy places the organism in Eukaryota, Apicomplexa, Aconoidasida, Haemosporida, Plasmodiidae. Gene Ontology annotation, molecular function: protein binding. The transcript is spliced from 2 exons. Gene Ontology annotation, biological process: cell division. The record is from RefSeq and is a predicted model, not a curated record.
AUGCGGAGCUGCAGUACAGCCUCGUCCGGAAGGAAGAGGAAAUACGAUGAGGUGGGAUCGACAGAGGGGGAAAAGCUGUCUGGAGAGAACAUUAUAAGAGGCAAAAACAAAGAAGGAAAAGAAAAAAGAAGAUCAGUCAGUUUGUCUAAUGCUUUUUUCAGCGCAAAAAGUUUCGAUAAGUAUGACAAUUAUUUUGAGUUGGCUAGGGGCGAUGCGGCAGACGAGGAGGGGGGAAGUACAAGCGGUGGAGAGGGGAUAAGUGGUGGAGAGGGGAUAAGCGUGGGAGAAGCUAUACGCGUGGGAGCAUCACUCACAACGAACCCCCCCGUGAAUGAGAUCCUCCUCCACGUGAAGCGCUUCAAAUUUUUUCUCCUUAAAAAAUCCAUGGUGUACAAAAUUAGGUGUCUGAAUCAUAACUCCACGUGGCUGUCCGAGCUGUCAAAGGGAGGGGGAAGAGGCAGACGAGGAGGAGUAAACGGGGGAUUCCUUAACGACCGCCUAUUUGUCAACCCUUUUCCCACCUACAAAGAAGUGGUGCGCUUGUACUAUGAACGAAAGUAUAAAGAAGCCUACAUCAAGUUGGGCCUAAUUUCAGUUAAUUCCUUUUCUUCGCCGGGGGAAGAAGACAUCCUAAGGGAAAACUACUUCGGAAGGAAAAAUUACAACUUGGUUUUUCUCCUCCGUUCGAUAGGAUCCACCCAGAAGGUGAAUUCUCCUUGCGGAAAAGACAUUUUAAAAAAAAAAGAAAAAACAAAAGAAAAAAAAAAAGCCCAAGGGAAAGGUAAGAAAAAUGCCAUUUCGAAGAGAACAUCAAAUGGGGGCUCUAUUUCUGCUGACCAUAAAAGGGAAAAAAUUAUUGAAAAGGGGAACACACUCCGAAUGUAUAUGCAAAGUAUGAAGAAGAAGAAAAAGGAGGAAGCAGAAAGGGAAAGAAAAAAAAAACGUAUUUUCAUUGUCAGGUAUAAAUUUGUUAGGUACGAAAAUGAUGUAAAUAGGUGGUGUGAUAGGUAUCUGCAAAACGGAGCAUUUGCAGUGGAGGGGGCAGCCAAAGUGGGGGGAGAAAAAAUGAAACGCUGUUCGUGCAGAAGGGGGGGCAACAUUAGUUCCCCAUGUAGACAUCACUCCAACGGGGGUAGCAAAUCUGAGGCGAUAGAAAGGAACAACUAUGGGGUAGUACCACACGGUAGUAGUGUAAACAAACCCAGUGGCAACCUUUCUGAGGAGGAACUGGAAAUGGGAGGAAAGGAAAAUGGAGACAUAAAUACCCAGAUUGAGAGGGCACCCGAUGGGGCAAAUCUUCCAAAUGGAAAAAGGAGCGAUAAAAAAAAACACAGCUCCUUCUUAAAUGAGCGGAUAAGAGGCAAAACUAAGGUAGACACCAAUUUGUUAGUCUUCCUCAAAAUGCUGUGUCUGUAUAGAUAUGCCCACUCCUUUGGGGAAAACAAAGGGUUAAGCUUAGGUGGGAGUAUUUCCUCUACGGUGCACAUCAACCGUUUAGAAGCAAAUGGGCUGACUUUCCUGAGCCAAAAGGUGAGCAUAGGAACCGCUUUGCAAAGGGAAAUACUAAUGUAUAUGGUGAAGUACCUGCGGAGAGUCCAAAAAGAAAUUAACCUGGACACUCACCUUUGUCUGCUUCUGAGCGUUGUUUACUACGAUUUGAAAAAAUUUCAUAAAAGUUUGUUGUAUGUGAGGAAAAGCAUCAGACGGGACUACUUCAACUUCGUGGCGUGGGUUCUCUUUAACAAUUUAAUUUCGCUCGAGUUGUUUUCGCGAGGUGGUUCACGGAAAGGCAAAAUGGGAAGACGCAAACGUGAGUUGUUACGGAACCCCCCCCAGGGGUGUAGCCGCACGGGUGGAAGCAGUUAUGAAGCCAUUUGUGAAGAAAAAAAACGAUUUCGAGAAAACUCGAAAAAGUUGAAAAAGCUGUGCAGCCAUUUGUUUCGAAAUGGAUAUUUUCAAAGCGGAAAGGGGGACUGCCUAGAUGCGGCGGAACACUAUUCGAGGUACAUCUACGUGAACCCGCUGCGGAGCUCGGGGCCGUCUUUUUUCUUUAGGAACGGCUACUUUGUAAGUCGCGUUUUUAGCGCGGUGGGAGGGGAAGGGCCAAAAAAGUGGAAUAACCCAAGCGGGGAGAACCUCUCAAGAAAAACCAAACCGCGGAACAAAAAGACGCACCUCGCAUUUUUCGAAAGAUACCAGGGGUACCUAAAAAGGCACAAGUUUAGAAGGAACCUCAUGUCGCUAUUCGGGUUCGCUCACUUUUGCUCCCUCAAUAGUUUGCUCUACAAAGAUUCCAUAAAGACGUACAAACUUUUGAAGGGAGUUUUGCCCAACAACUUUUAUGUGUCCUGUCAGCUAGCCAAAUUGUACUACUAUUGCGGGGAGGUAAAGAAGAGUAUGAAGUGCUUUGCCAAAAUGAACCGCAUCUACAAUAGGAACGUCCUUUUGGAGAGAAGCCUGCUGGAAAGCUGCUGUGUUCGCUAUUUGCAGAGGAGAGGCAAGCGAGGCAAAGAGGGGGCACAAACCAGUGGUGACAGUCAACCAUGCAUCCACGCAAUAAGUGCGAAGAAGUGUAGAGAGAUGGAGAUGUUGCUGCUCCCUGGGUAUUUCUCAAAGGGAUUUAUUUAUGUAGAACUUUUGGUGAACAUGCUGGUGUGUGAGAAGGACCUCCCCGCAUUGUUAAUUCUUCUGCAGGAUUGUGAAAGGGCUGCUGGGAAGUGCACAGGUAAGAGCAGAGGGGCUAAAUACGACUCUACGUUAUGCUACAUCAAGGGGAAGUAUCUCUCCCUAUGCGAUAAUCGGAAGAUGUCCAUUCUUUGCUUUAAGGAAGGAAUUAAAAGGAAUAAAUAUCACUUGCUCUCAUAUAUGGCUUUGGCCCAGGAGUAUUUCUCCUGUGGGAAUGUGAACAGCUCUGUGGAUAUCCUAAUGAAGGUCAUCAGUUUAUAUUUUAAUAACCCCAGUGCGUGGUUCAGUUUGGCCAAAUGUUUUGAAUGGAAAGAGAAUUACCGAUUUUCCAUUUUUUGUUACGAACAGGCGAUCACUUUUCAGCAGAGUACAAUUUUUUACAUCCACCUGUCUGGGAUUUAUUUGAAAAAGGGAGACGUGAACGGUUGCAUAGACACGUUGAAGAAGGGGUGGAGAUUUAAAAAAGAUGCUUCGUUGGCAUCUACGUUGUUUUUUUUAUGCUUAUCCAAGAUGAAAGAACAAAAUGGGGGGCGCCCCUUCAUGGGGGAGGAAGCGCAGGAAGGAAGUGCCCCUUACCACUCUAAAAAAGAAAGGGGUAAAAAAAAGAUUUUUCCUUUUUAUGAAAAAAAUAAUGAGUGUUUCAGGUGGGGUGUCAAGUAUUUAAAAUGUUGCUUCGAUAAAAUGAAGAUCAUGCGGAGGUUAAAUCGUGGGGGGUGCGUUUCGUCUGUCCCAAAGUUGGAAGCUGAAGAGGUUGGAAAGUGUCCCCACUUGGGUAAAGCGCAACUGGAUGAUAACGCGAAGAGUGGUGCAUACGAUAAAUGGGAUGGUAAUUCCUUUUUAAAAAAUUUAAAAAAGAUAUUUGAGAAGAACACAAGUUACUUUUGCUUUAUUCACUUUUUAAGAAACGCCUCUACAACUCUGUUUGAAGCUAUUUACUACUUGGCACAUUACUUCUUUUUCCACGAACGUUUUUACAAUGCGUUGAAGCUGUUUGAAUUUUUUUUUCUUUAUUUUCUUUUUUUUUUUUUUCUUUUUCCGUUUGGAUUUUCUACAAACAGGGAAGUUGCCGUUGGGCCAACUUUGCUGCCUCGUUGGGUACAUUUCAAGUGGCUCAUAAAACCGAAUUGGUUAGAUUUAUCACCGUUACUAUUUUUUUUUAAAAAGGACAGCCCUGUGUACACGUUGCAAAGUGUGGGGAAGAAAAUGCUGAAUUUGAAAGUGGCCUUUUUUUUAAGCGCCUGCAUUUUGUUGUUCCCUCGGUAUGGUGCCAGGAGGGAUGCACAAUCAUAUGAGGACACACCUGGUGCUUCGUCCCAUGGGGACAAGUCAUUAGAAGCGAAGCAAACGAACCCAUGGGGGUGGGGAAAUAACCAAACGGGCAAACUGUUUGGCAGUGGUGCAAACAAAGAGAAUGACAGUAACGAGAGAAAGCACCAGGUUUCCUUUUUUUUUUCUGAUAGCAAAGGAAUCCCCUACGAGGGAAACAACCUUCCCAGUCAAAACAUGUGUGCUUUGCAAGAAUACCAAAAUGUGAAUCGAUGUGGUAGCGCCCAUGAGAGAAUGAUCCAACUGAAUGAUGCCCGUCCUUAUCGUUUCAGCGGUGGUAAUUUUUCCCCCCUUUUACACACAAAUAGAGGAACGACGAAACAGACGAGCCAGAGGGGUGAACGCAAAUUCGAUCAGCUGCUUCUUCUUUUGAGAAAUGUCAUACCCUUUAAUAUGGCUCCGAAAAAGGAGAUGACGCAAAGAAGGCACAAAAACUGCAUCACAGUUGGGGAAAGUGUAAAAAGUAAAUCCGUUUUUAAAUUUUUGGAGGACGAAGGUAUGAAGCGAGCUGUAGGGACCUAUCACACGCGGUAUAAGGAAGAAACUGCUAUACUGUUUGCCUACGAAGAAGUAAAAAGAAUGAUGAGUGGGGCGAGAAAAAGCCGAAUAUUACGUGAGGCAUGUACAUUGGACUGUGGAAUUGAUGGUACAUGCGAAAUGAAUUCUGGACUUCAGUACUGCGAGUGCAAAGCGGGUUAUUCAAUGGAUAUAAAAAAUAACUUUAUAUGUAAAGAACACUGUGCAGUGAAUAAUGGGGGGUGCGACCCGAAUGCGGUGUGCACGCCUGUUGUUCCUGAUGAUGAAGAAAAAAAUGGAGUCAUAAAAAACGUUGGUGUUCUUUGCAAAUGUAAAAAUGGCAACACGAAGCAUAUGGGAUAUUACUGCAACUCAGGUUAUUUCACGAGCCUGAAUCUGCUUUUGCUGCUCUUGUUGCUUCUCUACUGGUGUUACUGA